This is a messenger RNA of Lymnaea stagnalis (great pond snail), 27941 nucleotides long. Lineage: Eukaryota; Metazoa; Mollusca; Gastropoda; Lymnaeidae. The record is from the annotation of a GenBank genome assembly.
ACUAACAAAGUAAGCGAUACCCGACCGACCACACGCUCUACUCCCUCCGUGCCGUAUCCCUACCGUAACUCAUUAGUCAGUGAUGAUGAGUAAAUUUAUUGGCGUGGUCUGUACAGCUUCACUGUGUACAUUCGUUAAAGUGGUAUGUUCAACUGCUUUUACUGCGUCCAUUUGUUGGAGAGGUAUGUACAGCUUUUACUGCGUCCAUUUGUUGGAGAGGUAUGCACAGCUUUUACUGCGUCCAUUUGUUGAAGAUGUAUGUACAGCUUUUACUGCGUCCAUUUGUUGGAGAGGUAUGUACAGCUUUUACUGCGUCCAUUUGUUGCAGUGGAAUGUACAGGUUUUACUGCGUACAUUUGUUGAAGAGGUAUGUACAGCUUUUACUGCGUCCAUUUGUUGGAGAGGUAUGUACAGCUUUUACUGCGUCCAUUUGUUGAAGAGGUAUGUACAGCUUUUACUGCGUCCAUUUGUUGCAGUGGAAUGUACAGGUUUUACUGCGUACAUUUGAUGGAGUGGUGCGUACAGCUUCUACUGCGCAUCACCCCAGCAUACGUUAAUCACGCAAGGUCAGCAAUUACCCAUGACGUUUAUCAGCCGGCUGCUGCCAAGGACGGUCUUUGUCCUCACAGUCUGCUGUGGCGAUCGUUUGUUAUAAUAAACAACGAAUUAAAAAAAUGGUGAGGAUUAUUAAUCGUCACUUAAAUUUAGCAAGGGCGAGUGGGAAUCACAUGACCCGGUCGUGGGGUCCCACGUAAAUGACAUUCUUUUACAUGCAAGCAAGAACUCAUUUGGAGGAAUGUAAAAAAGCAUUGCUAUCAAUAGCCUGAACGGAGAACCGCGCACGGUGCUUACUGCGAUUGGAGGAUGCUUCCAUCUCUCCAUCCCUUCCCCUAUCUCUUUCUUUCUCUCUUUUUCUUUCUCUAGCUCUCUCCCUUCCUCUCUCUCUCUUUCUCUCUGUAUUGCUCUCUCCACUCUCUCCCUCUCUCUCGCUCUCUCCACUCUCUCUCUCUCUCUCUCUCUCUCUCUCUCUGUCUUUUUCUGUAUCUACAUCUCUUCAAUAUGUCUCUAUUUUCCCUCACUUUCAUCCGAGUCUCUCGCCGCCCACUCAUCUGUUUCUUUUCUUUCUCUGCCCCACUGUUUUCAUUCUUUCUUUCUCUCUACCCGCUUUCGGUCUCUCUCUUUCUCCCAAACAAACUCACACAUAAGCACUUUAAAAGCUUAGUUAUUUGAAGUGAGGGGGGGGGGGUCUGAAAACCGUCAUGUUUUGUUUUUUUUAAAAAUCUUUUCAUGCACAUUUAUGUUGCACUCUACUUUGUGAGCAGGAGGUGAGGGUGAAUGGCUAAAACAAGGUGGAUAUAUCCUCGGUAUCUAUCUCAGAGAUUAUUUUCAAAACUUCGCAUUCCCCAAAUGUUAGCCCCCCACCUCCCUCCCCCCCUCCCCCCCCGCCCCCAAUGUUUUGUUAAACACGAAGCUAGCUGAUAGAGUCAUCUCAACGAAUAACCACACGCCAGGCAAUGAACGCCACGAGGUGUAGGUAUCAUGUCAAUGAAUUCAGUGAAAUCAUAAAAUACCUGGUCGAUAUAUUUCAUUUCUUUUGUGCUCUUGUCAUUGUUGUUGUUGUUGUCAUUAUUGUUGUUGUCAUUGAUGUUGUUGUUGUCAUUGUUGUUGUUGUCAUUGUUGUUGUUGUCAUUGUUGUUGUCAUUGUUGUUGUCUUUGUUGUUGUCAUUGUUGUUGUUGUCAUUGUUGUUGUUGUCAUUGUUGUUGUUUCAUUGUUGUUGUUUCAUUGUUGUUGUUGUCAUUGUUGUUGGUGUUAUUGAUGUUGUUGUCAUUGUUGUUGUUAUCAUUGUUGUUGGUGUUAUUGUUGUCGUUGUCAUGGUUGUUGUUUUCAUUGUUGUUGUUGUCAUUGUUGUAGUUGUCAUUGUUGUUGUUGUCAUUGUUGUUGGUGUUAUUGUUGUUGUUGUCAUUGUUGUUGUUGUCAUUGAUGUUGUUGUUGUCAUUGAUCUUGUUGUCAUUGUUGUAGUUGUCAUUGUUGUUGUUGUCAUUGUUGUUGGUGUUAUUGUUGUAGUUGUCAUUGUUGUUGUUGUCAUUGUUGUAGUUGUCAUUGUUUUUGUUGUCAUUGUUGUUGUUGUCAUUGAUGUUGUUGUCAUUGUUGUUGUUGUCAUUGAUGUUGUUGUCAUUGUUGUUGUUGUCAUUGUUGUUGUUGUCAUUGAUGUUGUUGUUGUCAUUGAUGUUGUUGUCAUUGUUGUAGUUGUCAUUGUUGUAGUUGUCAUUGUUGUUGUUGUCAUUGUUGUAGUUGUCAUUGUUGUUGUUGUCUUGUUGUAGUUGUCAUUGAUGUUGUUGUUGUCAUUGAUGUUGUUGUCAUUGUUGUAGUUGUCAUUGUUGUAGUUGUCAUUGUUGUUGGUGUUAUUGUUGUAGUUGUCAUUGUUGUUGUUGUCAUUGUUGUUGUUGUCAUUGUUGUAGUUGUCAUUGUUGUUGUUGUCAUUGUUGUUGGUGUUAUUGUUGCUGUUGUCAUUGUUGUUGUUGUCAUUGUUGUUGUUGUCAUUGAUGUUGUUGUUGUCAGUGAUGUUGUUGUCAUUGUUGUAGUUGUCAUUGUUGUUGUUGUCAUUGUUUUUGGUGUUAUUGUUGUAGUUGUCAUUGUUGUUGUUGUCAUUGUUGUAGUUGUCAUUGUUGUUGUUGUCAUUGUUGUUGUUGUCAUUGAUGUUGUUGUCAUUGUUGUUGUUGUCAUUGAUGUUGUUGUCAUUGUUGUUGUUGUCAUUGUUGUUGUUUUCAUUGAUGUUGUUGUUGUCAUUGAUGUUGUUGUCAUUGUUGUAGUUGUCAUUGUUUUAGUUGUCAUUGUUGUUGUUGUCAUUGUUGUAGUUGUCAUUGUUGUUGUUGUCAUUGUUGUAGUUGUCAUUGAUGUUGUUGUUGUCAUUGAUGUUGUUGUCAUUGUUGUAGUUGUCAUUGUUGUAGUUGUCAUUGUUGUUGGUGUUAUUGUUGUAGUUAUUGUUUUUGUUGUCAUUGAUGUUGUUGUCAUUGUUGUUGUUGUCAUUGUUGUUGUUGUCAUUGAUGUUGUUGUUGUAAUUGAUGUUGUUGUCAUUGUUGUAGUUGUCAUUGUUGUAGUUGUCAUUGUUGUUGGUGUUAUUGUUGUAGUUGUCAUUGUUGUUGUUGUCAUUGUUGUAGUUAUCAUUGUUGUUGUUGUCAUUGUUGUUGGUGUUAUUGUUGUUGUUGUCCUUUUUGUUGUUGUCAUUGAUGUUGUUGUUGUCAUUGAUGUUGUUGUCAUUGUUGUAGUUGUCAUUGUUGUAGUUGUCAUUGUUGUUGUUGUCAUUGUUGUAGUUGUCAUUGUUGUUGUCAUUGUUGUUGUUGUCAUUGAUGUUGUUGUCAUUGUUGUUGUUGUCAUUGAUGUUGUUGUUGUCAUUGUUGUUGUUGUAAUUGUUGUUGUCAUUGUUGUUGUUGUCAUUGUUGUUGUUGUCAUUGUUGUUGUUGUCAUUGUUGUUGUUUCAUUGUUGUUUUUUCAUUGUUGUUAAUGUCAUUGUUGUUGGUGUUAUUGAUGUUGUUGUCAUUGUUGUUGUUGACAUUGUUGUUGUUGUCAUUGUUGUUUUCAUUGUUGUCGUUGUCAUUGUUGUUGUUGUCAUGGUUGUUGUUGUCAUGGUUGUUGUUGUCAUUGUUGUUUUCAUUGUUGUCGUUGUCAUUGUUGUUGUUGUCAUGGUUGUUGUUGUCAUGGUUGUUGUUGUCAUGGUUGUUGUUGUCAUCGUUGUUGUUGUCAUGGUUGUUGUUGUCAUCGUUGUUGUUGUCAUGGUUGUUGUUGUCAUCGUUGUUGUCGUCAUUGUUGUUGUUGUCACUGUUGAUGUCAUUGUUAUUGUCGUAUUUGUUGUUUUUGUCGUAUUUUUUGUAAUUGCCAUUGGUGUUGUUGUUGUUGUUUUUGUAUUAAUUGUUAUCGUUGUACGUUUUGUUGUCAUUGUUGUCAUUGCUGUUGUCGUUUUUGUUGUCAUUGUUGUCGUUGUAGGUGUUGUUGUCAUUGCUGUUGUCGCUGUUGUCGCUGUUGUCGUUGUUGUCGUUGCUGUUGUCAUUGUAGGUGUUGUUGUCGUUGCUGUUGCCAUUGCUGUUGUCAUUGAUGUUGUCGCUGUUGUCGUUGUUGUCGUUGUGGUCGUUGCUGUUGUCAUUGUUGGUGUUAUUGUUGUCAUAUUUGUUGUUGUUUGUUCUUCGUAUUAAAUAUUUUUUUACAUUUUCAUUCCUCUUUGUGUAUGUUUUUGUUCCUGUGUGUGUUUAUGUGUGUGUGUUUAUUUGUGUGUGUUGAUGUGUGUGUGUUGAUGUGUGAGUGUUGAUGUGUGUGUGUUGAUGUGUGUGUUGAUGUGUCUGUGUUGAUGUGUAUGUGUUGGUGUGUGUGUGUUGAUGUGUGUAUGUUUAUGUGUGUGUGUUGAUAUGAUGUAACAUAAAUAUUCUUCAGCGAACAGGACAAAUAGAAGUACGACAAAAAAACUGAGCUCAGUAAAAAAAAAAACAACUUUAGAGAUCUCAAUGUGUUGUUGGAAGUAGGUUUAUAAGAAGUUAAAGAAAAUAAAUAUUGGUACAGUUAAAAAUAACGUAUAAUAUUUUAACGGACCAAACUGUUUAGGGAGGGAUACAUUAAAUCUAAGGCAUAAGGAAAAAAAAAAGAAGAACAUAAAAAUUGAGAAACAUAAGAAAGAGAGUAUUUGAUUGAUACCAUAUUGAGAAAUGGGGCAGAAAAGCUGAAUACAUUGUUUCCCAUUUUAACUCUCUCUGGUGUAUUUGUGCAAGAAAUUAGGGCUGUAAUGGUUACAUCUAAUGCCCCUUUAUGUUGCUCUCUGUUGAAGUGUGAAGAGACUGGGGAAAGUUUACCUUGUUCAAUAUCCGGAAGAUGUUCUGUGAACUUAUCUGCCAAGCCUCUCCCUGUUUCGCCUAUUCAACUAGAAUGACAUCUACGGAACACAAUCACAUAUUUCACAUUCCGACUAUCGCAUCUGAAACCCUCUUUGAUGGUAAAGGUAACGUUAGGGAAGCCAACGUUCUUGGUUUGGAGCGUAAAGGGACAAGUCCUACAUCGGCUUCUUGAGCAUGGUUUAGUCCCAACGUAAGACGUGUCAGCUGGAAGGCGCCUUUGAACCUAGAUUUUGGUCCUUCAGUUAUCUCAUAGUUUGAAUGCAAUCCUUCAAUUAUUUCCUAUUUAUUGUUAAUAUGCUCUUAAGAGAUACCACUCAAUUUUAUAUUUGAAAUGCAGGCAUUUUUUAUUAUCGCUUUUAUCGCACCUUUUAAGAGAUAUUUUUUGGUCCAAUUGUUUGUAUAUAUUUCUUUUUUUUUUCUGUUUAGGUCUGCGACUUUAUACUUUAUCGCUAAGGUUUAGGUUAGCCUUAAGAUUUUUUUACACGUAUAUCCAAUUUCAAUCACGUGAAGACCUUCAGAUGAUCAGUUUGUCCAUUCCUCCACGUACUCUCCAAGUUCAAUCACGUGGAGACCUUCAGAUGAUCAGUUUGUCCAUUCAUACACGUCCUCUCCUAGUUCAAUCACGUGAAGACGGUCAGGUGAUCAGUUUGUCCAUUCCCCCACGUACUCUCCAAGUUCAAUCAGAUGAAGACCAUCUUAUCAUCAGUUUGUCCUUUCCCCCAUGCACUCUCCAAGUUCAAUCACAUGAACACCAUCUUAUCAUCAGUUUGUCCUUUCCUUCACGUACUCUCCAAGUUCAAUCACGUGAAGACCUUAAUGUCAAAGUGCUGCUGCUUGUAUCGCAAACUACGAGCUUGGGAUUUUUAAUUUUUUUUAAUUUCUGCUUGGCGUGGGGAUUUUAUAUUUUAAGGACGUCUUGUUUGUCUUCAAUACAGAGUUUUGGACUUUGAAGACCCUGGCUAUGAAACUUCGUGAAGCCAUUACACAUUUCCAAAGACUUGUUUCUUCACCAAAUGCAGAGUAGAGGGAUUUGCAUAAAAAAAUUACCACUGCUAAAGGAAGUCGUAUCAGAAUCGAACAUUUAGCGGAUGUUUUAAAGGAAGCCGCAAUAGGCAAAGAAUGUCGCACUAACCAAAGAAAGUCGCAAUGCGAAAAGAAAGUCGCAAUAGGCACACAAAAAAGCCACAAUAGGCAAAGAAAGCCGCAAUAGGCAAAGAAAGCCGCAAUAGGCAAAGAAAGCCGCAAUAGGCAAAGAAAGCCGCAAUAGGCAAAGAAAGCCGCAGUAGGCAAAGACAGUAGCAAUGUACAAAGAAAUGGUCAGUCAGAAUAUGAACUUAGAGACGAGACCAGGUUUGAAAAUUCAAUAAAAAAAUAAUUUUUGACAAAAAUUCUAAUAUAUCCGAACACAUUUAGUGACAGGCAUACAUUUUAAAGGGCACAUGUUGACCAUUAAUUUGUUGAAACAUUGAAGAUAAAGUUGCUUGUUUCUUUGUUGUUUUUUUUUUUUAAACAUCAUGCGGCCAUCGUUCUUUAACUCUUUUGUUCUAUAUAAAAUCACAAAUAAAAAAGGGCACAUGUUGACCAUUAAUUUGUUGAAACAUUAAAGAUAAAGUUGCUUGUUUCUUUGUUGUUUUUUUUUUUUAAACAUCAUGCGGCCAUCGUUCUAUAACUCUUAUGUUCUAUAUAAAAUCACAAAUAAGAUUAUGAGUCUAUUAAAUUGACUCUAUAAUGCCAUAUAAGAAUGAGAAAUUGAGGCUAUUUUUAGAGAUAAUAUAAUUGUGUGGCAUUCCCACCACUUUCCUCCUCCUACAAUUGUCAAAAGCACACAAGAAUAAAGCACAAACACUGAUAUCCCUUCUCCUAAUCUUUUUUUUUUCCGCUUAAAAAUUGUAUGUGUAAACUGUCUCAGUUUUAUGGGCAUCCUAAAGUUCAUAUGAAGAUUCACGGACAAGUCAUUUUACGUCAAAAUGUUACUGAAUGUCCGUAAAUUAACAAGCGGUCGGCAACCCUGGACGAGACACAGCAGACGCAUGAGGAAUCUUUCAGGAUAAAAUAUUUAUUGUGGUUAAGUAGAACGACGGUUGGGAUUUUUGAAGACUUCCAUAAAUUGUAACUCUACUUCGACAUCAUUGACUUCUUCUGCGGUAUUCGGCAACUCCGCACCAUGAGUUUGGAAUGGUUGAGCAAACGCUGUGCGGAUGGAGACAAGGCCUUGAGAGGGUUGUGUUUCAUGGGAUAUAGAUGGUUGGGAAUCACAUUAAAAACUGAAGAACUCGAUAGGAAAGAUUGGAGGAGACUUACAAACAUCCUAUCGUCGUGUUCAACUGCGUGUGUCGCUGGCAGAUUCUUUUCCUAUAACUGCGAGCAAGUACAAAAUAAUGCUGACAGGGAAAAAGAACAUGUUGUUUUUUUAAAAUUAAAUUUUAUUUGAAAUCGAGAUGAAAACUUACUUGAAAUCAUCAAUGUCUCAGGUUUCAUCAACGGAUGAUGGAUAGUGGACAUUAUCAACUGAACGAGACAUUGUUACCACCCUUUACGAUGAUGAAAUCAUUGAAUAGUAUGCCAACAAAAAGGCGAAGAAUUUGAUUUUUCGCAUUAAACCCGUCUGGAGUAUUUUUACACCUCUUAAUUUUUCGCUUGUGUUUCGAAAAAAAAUGUUUUUCAAUAUUUUUAUUUGGUUGACGAUUGAAAUCCUAUAGUUUUAUAAUCAAUUUUUAUGUCUCUCAAAAAAAAAAAAAAAAAAGAAAAAAAAACAAACUAAUUUCGAAAAAAAAUGUUUUUCAAUAUUUUUAUUUGGUUGACGAUUGAAAUCCUAUAGUUUUAUAAUCAAUUUUUAUGUCUCUCAAAAAAAAAAAAAAAAAGAAAAAAAAACAAACUAUUGUGCCUUCUUUCCAUUAUUGAGGUUGUGGAUCUUAACUGAGAAUUACAGAAUCCCAACACAAGUUUAUUUCUCUCGUGGCGCCAUAAGAACACGUCAUUCGUUCUCUCAUCCGUCGCAAGCUAUCUCGGCUUUACUUAAUUAACUCUGAUACGAUAAGAUCUUUCAAGUCUUCUCUGUUUAACUCACGAUAACAUGUUUAAUUUUUUUUUUUUUUUACAUCAUGCAGUCAGAAGAGCAAAUAGCUUAUUUAGCUUCAAGUUCUUUUUUUUUUGUUGUGGUUGUAAGUUGGUUUUUGUUUUUUUUUGUUUUUUUUUUUUUUUUUUGUUUUUUUAAGUUUUUUUUUUUUUUUUUUUUUUUUUUUUUUUGUUUUUUUUUGUGUUUUUUUUUACAAGUACGAGAUUAACAAAAAAACUAAUCCCCUAUGAGCUAUUGGACUCAGGGAAACUCCAUCGUUACAGUUAAUUUUAAAAAAAAAAAAAUUAAAAUUUCCGAAACUAGACGAGUGAAUAAAUAUCCGGUAUGACGUGUCCCAUUGUGACCAGUGGUCCUAGUAGGACUAAGAUGUGUCUUUAAAUCAAAUCGGCUGAGGUAGCCAGUAUAAAGUAAAGAGGAUCCGGAAAAAUCACUUUCUCCCUAGGACUCGCAUCCCCCAUAGCGUCGGCCCUGUUGCUGGGCAACCAACAUGAAUGUGUCACGAAUGGGGGAGAAUAAAAGUCUUUAGAAGAAAGUUUCAUUGUUGUGGAGAGUUUGUGAAGCUCUGAUCUACACUAAUGCAAUGGCCAUAAGCUACAUCUGAAACACACUUAUUUUUCUUUAUAUUGUGCUUACAUUUUUGUCUUCCCACAAUGCCAUAGGUUUUACCCUAUUCCCCAGCUUUUCCGCAAUGCCCAAUGUUUUUUUCCAGUGCUCUUGGUUUUCCCCAAUGUCCUAGUUUUUUCCCCCCAAUGUCCUUUGCUUUACCAAAUUCCAUAUGUUUACCGCGCAAUACCUAAGCCUGUAGAUAGCAGACGCAGUCUACCAUUACGUUGCCUAAAUCCAGCACGACAAUAACCGAAUGAGACGCUCAUCUUCUAUGCGGGUACGGGACAGUGACGCCGACGUCCGUGCCUAUAAAAAGAUGUGUCCCAUUCACAAAGCCCAUGUUCAAGACACACGUGCGAGACACACGUGCUUCCAUUGACGAAUCAUCUCGGGUAUUUACACUCAUGUUUUGUGUUUUUGUAUCUACUGUUUGUUUUAAAGAGUCCGUCCCAGUAGUGAUAGUUAUUCAACCAGCCUCGUUGUUUUUUUGGGGGGGGGAGAUAUUACCAUCGAAAUGAUCAACAUAAAAAAUCCCUUGUUUUGGAAGUUCAGUAAAUUACUCGGGUCAUAUGUGUGUGUGUGUUUUUGUUUUUUUUUUUUUUUUUUUUUUUUGGGGGGGGGGGUUGUUUGGUGUUAAAAGUAGUUUUUUUUUUUUUUAAAUGAUUUUUAUAUUACAUUAUAUUUUCUAAAACAUAUCCUUAAUUUUUUUAUGUGAUUUGAACGCGAUGAUUCGGUUCUUCUAACAAUGGACUGAAUCAUUUCCUACUGCUCCGUCCAAUCAAGGUAACUUAGAGAAAAAGUCAUGCACCGUGUUUUCUGACAUAGGCUUGAAGUUGUCAGGUUUGGCUUCCAUUUCUCAACAGGCACAGAGGUGUUUCUGGACUGAUACAAAGAUUUUUAGGUUAUAAAUUUAUUAUAAACAAAUUGAUAGAAUUUAAACAAAAAAAUUUUUUUUAACAAAAUUGAUGGCAAGAAAAUAUUUGUCAUACCUAAUCGCGCUAUUAAAGUUUAGGGGUUUAGAGUUAUUGGACAGAACAUAACAAUUCUAUAAAUUCAUCUUAUAGUUAAAUUUAUGUUAUAGUUAUGUGAUUUAUUUAACUUAUAAAGGGGGCUAUUAUAAUAAGAUUGGAUGGUGACCAUAAUUUCAUGUUGUUGUGACCAUAAUUUCAUGUUCUGGAGACACUAAUUAUCGUCAUGUUGUGGUUGCCCUUAUGUCAUGUUGUGGUUGCCCUUAUGUCAUGUUGUGGUUGCCCUAAUGUCAUGUUAGGCUGAUCAUAAUUAAUUUCAUGUUUAAUAUGUGCAUAUUUAUCAUGUGAUAUUUGCGUUGUCCAGCGUUUGGAUUACCAUCAGCUCAUCCAGCUAGCAGGCGCUUUCUACCAUUUACCAUUGUGUGUAAAUCAACCUCCUUAGCAGAAAGAUGUAGCACAAAAUCUGAACCGAAUGAACGUUCUAAAACAAGAACCAAAUCAGAACAAAUUGUUAAAAAGUGCCCGAUUUUAAAGACAACAAAUAAUUCCAUUUGGCUAUUUCAACACAUUUUGGCGAGUAUAAAUAUAAUAAAAAUGUAUAAUACAAUAUAUAAUACAAUUUAUAAUACAAUUUGACUAUGAGAUUAAAGACAAUGCGAUUAGUUAUAAAUUUUAUGAUGCCAAAGUGCUGUAAAUCACUUUCCAGGCAACCCCCCCCCCUUCCCCAUUUUCUUCCCCAUGGUAGAUGCGCUUCUGGUUAAUUUAGUUGUCUUAUUCGAGGCAUUAAAAAAAAAAUGUUGAAGUGAAACAUAAAAUGAAAUUCAACAUGGCGUUUCUUUAAAAACUUUGAAAAGGCUUGCACCAAAUGUGUCAAACAAAACACACAAGAAUGCCAUGCCGUUGACAAUAAAAUAUAAGCCAUUAACAUUACAAAAAGACUUCUUAAACAGUUUUUCUUCCCCUAUUACAGCACCAAUGAAGCGCGGCUAUUGUCAUGCAGGGAAGGGAAGUGGAGUUGAACGCCUCUUAGCACAAUAAAAGUAAUGCCAACCAGUUAAAGAAAACGUUCUGAGAAACAGCGGUUCCCAACUUUAAAAAAAAAAUUUCAUUGAGCUUUUACCUCAAAAGUAGAAAUCUGCGAAAUAAGCAACAAUUUAAAAGAUAUAUAUAUAUAUAUAUAUAUAUAUAUAUUAUUUAGAAUUAAGAUUUUUCAUGAAAAAACAAUGCAUAACAUUAUGUAACCAGUGAUAAUUAAAUUACCGACAAAGUGAUUUGGAUAAACAGUUUGGGAAUCGCUGAAGUAGAAAUUAAGCGAAACGUUGUACUUAAUUCAAACCAACGAGGAGACGGUCGAAAACGUGUUUGAAACAAGGUUAAACCAAAAUACUCAACAGCUUAUAGGAAAUGGCUCUCAAAACAGCUUCAUAAUGAAACAGCCUUGAAGAUAUUAUUAUUUUUUUUUUUUUAAAUGUCGUCUUUUUUUAAAAUUGACUCAUUAUUAAAACGCUUAUUUAAAAUGUCGACUUGUAAAUCCGACUCGUUCUUGAAUUUUAAAACUGACCAUAUAUUUACAUUAAAAGAGAUUAAUAUUUAUCAAUUGAAGGUAAUUUAUAAACUUUGUUUUUUUUUAGAUUUUCUUUUUUUUGUUCCGUUUUAUUCAUGAGGAAUAUGCAUUUUUUUUUUUAGAUUUGUCGUGCUGGGGUUUGAUUUUUUAAUAAUUUUCUUAAGAUAAAAGAAAAAUGUCUACAAUAAUCUCUUGUAGCAUAUUCCUUCUAAUGGUUGAUUAAAUAAGUCAGGUGUUCCAAGGGUUCUCACAGCGGAGAAACGCAUCCGUGCGGGAAAUGCUUCCUCCAUUGCACGAUAUGUGGAAACUGACACUUGGGCCUGCAACGGUUCAUUGUGAACUUUGAUGCGUAUGUUUUCUAUUAGGCCUGCGGAGCGACAUUGAACGCCUGAACAAUUAUGUUUUAACAUGUUUUGAUGAAUGAAAUGAUGCUUUCCUACAAGCAAGUCGUGUCUCUACUUGAAUAAAUAUAAAUUCAACAAUUAAAAAAAAAAUUAACUAGAAGAUGCAUUGCCAGCCACGUAAGCCAUCACAUUCCUUCAGCCACGUAGGCUUUUACAUUCCCUCAGCCACGUAGGCUAUCACAUUCCUCCAGCCACGUAGUUUAUCACAUUCCUCCAGCUACGUGGGCUAUCACAUUCCUCCAGCUACGUGGGCUAUCACAUUCCUCCAGAUCCAGCCCCAUAAGCUAUCACAUUCCUCCAUAGUAGUCUUCAAUUAUGAAAUGUUAUCGCAAAGCUCUUCACCAUGACUUUCAUGGUACCUCAGAGUAGACACAAACGAUUAUUUUUGUAUUUCCUUUUCGUGGGGUUAGGGGCACUUUAAAAAAACAAGAAACAUGUAAUGGUUAUCAAAUAAACUUAAAUAAUUAUUGAGAAUGAACAAGAUUACUUAGUUGAGAAGGAUCAGUCGUGUCUUUUGAUUCAUAGUAACGUGGGAUUGUUAUAUUGUCUUUGUUUGUUAUUGUUUUUUGUGGUUUUUGUUCUUGGUUGUUUGUUGUUGUUUUUUUUUGUCUUUAUUUUUGAUUGUAUUGUUGUUUUGUCUUUGUCUUGUUUUAGUACACAUAAUUGAUCCCCUUGACGAAUAUCUUCCCAUAACUUGAAGAAUUCUAAUUGCCACAUUAACCGAAUUGUAACCGAGCGGAUUGUUUUUUUUUAUAAACCCUCUCCACUGACGUGAAUGUCAAGGGCUUUUGUUGUUAAGAAAUGCAGGAGAAAUAAAAGCUAUAGCAGAAGCUAACAGACCAAGAAUUAUCUUAAAAGGAGCCACAAGCAUGAUUUGUAAACGUACGCAUUGGUUGGCUUGUCGUGGGGGGUCGGCUGGGGUUGGACAAUCUUUGCGUAAGGGUUGCAUGGUUAAAGUGACUCAUACCAGUUCCCCCGCACCUUCCCCCCCCCAGUAUAAAGCACACAUGCACACACGCGCAGACAGAGACACACAGACACACACAAACAAGCGCUUGAUCUUCGUGGAUGAAUGCGCUGGAACUUUACAAAAUCUGCUAUGGUUGUGGGGGGAGGGGGGUGGUGGGGUGCUGAAGGAACAUGAUAACCUACGUGGCUGAAGGACUGCUAGGGUGCAGGGGUUGUCGGAAAUGUUAGGCAAGCGUUGAAGGGAAGGGCUGUUGAGAGACUAAAACAUUUACUCGAGUGUACGUACGUACGCAAUAGUAGGAGGAAUAUGACGGACUUUGUACGUGUCCAAGUUUAAUUACUGCUUUCGAAAUGAGACGCUUUUUAAAAAAAAAAUCAUGAGUGCGCGAUGUCAUGGAAUAAAAAAUCCAAAUUAACCAUAUUCACCAAACAUAUUUUGUUUGACCUAAAUAAAAGAAUGCAAUGGACAUCAAUUUAUUCACAUCCCGGAUACGGACGAGCCCCCACAUGUUCAACCGUUCCGAACCAACAUGCAUAACCGGAUUAAAAAAAACAACAAAGUCGGCCUGAAAAUGUCAGGUUCGUACAACAGUGGGCGUGGAUCAAUGGAUACAAUUUUUGUUAAUUUCUAACAUGCUCUGUUAACGACAAAGCAAUUCGAUUCGUUCAAGCGUGACGGCAUAACAUUGCAAAAAUAUGACUGCGGCAAUUAAGAAUCAUUACGACGAAUAAAUGCCACGAAACAAUCUACUCAUGUUAAAGUAACACUCAUUUUUAUUGACUUGACGCUGUCUUCAAAAAAAAAAAAAAAAAUUUAAGUGGACGUCUUGAACAAUCAGAGCGGAAGUUUGACACGUUCUUACGUCUCCAGUGGCGCUCUAUUGGCCCCCCCCAACCCCCAGCCCCCCCCCCCCGCCGCUCACUUCUUGAGACAAUUGCCCACGUGACGUGCUGUUACACGUAUGGAUUUGUUCAGUCCCUGGUUGUUCCUCAAUGUAAGGUCGCGCUGCCGUUGAACAAAAACAAAACAAAUAUGAGCUGCGUUUGAGGCGACAGAUAUUGAAACGACGAAGAAGUUCAUGGGGUAAAUUCCUCAUGUCAGAUAGGGAUGGUAUUGUCGGGUGUUUUUUUUUGUUUUGUUUUUUUGUUUUUGUUAAGAUUAUUUAUAACAAACUAAAGGAACUUUGAGCUUAACCGCCCCAUUAUGACGCCGGAUAAGUAGAAAUCACAUGAAGCCAAAAUGAACAUCAAAGAAACAUAAAUUCUUUAUUUGACAAUGGCAAAAACGCUACAAGAUGGUGCUGAUUUCCACUAAAUAAAAUUUCUGAUAACUGCGAUAUGUGAGAUUUUUUUUAAAAAUACCGCAAAUGCGUUUGGUGGGUCAUAUUUUUUUUCUUUCUUACGGAAAUAGUCUCAAAUUAAAUAUGGUGUUGUAAAUCUGCGUUAUAAAAAACGGGUGGGAAUUUUAGAAUAUUAAUAUAGUUAAGAGGCGGGGAAAAAGGAGUGUGGUUUAGAGUCUGAGGGGGUGGGUGGGUGGGUGGGUAGGACUAAUUGGGAUCCUUAUCAAUACGACACUGGAAUGCAUGUUUCGUCCAGUGACUUUGGUAGAUGGGAAGUUCAUGCAAUUUCGCCCCCCCCCCUCCCACUUGUUUGGAGGCCUAUAGCUGUUGGUGUAGUAAAUCUGUGGGGUGGAAGGGGCUGGGGCAUGAGAAUAUUAUUACAACUUUCUCUUUAAACUGCACUCAAAACAUAUCUUUUUAAAUUAUACUACCCUGACUGAUUCCCCUCCUCUGACCGAUAAAUGAUCUUGCUGGCUGCCGUCCAUGGUUUGCCUUGUAAAAGUUAUGUGGUGGGGUGGGUGAAUAUACAUUGCUGUUCUUUUUUUUCAUAAAUGUAUUUUAUUUUAAUGUCAUAAUUAUGUCUCUUUUGAUAAACAUGUUUAUGUACAGCGCGGUGAGCCCAGCCCUAGACUGGGGUACCGCGCUAUAUAAGACGUCUUAUUAUUAUUAUUAUUAACUCUGAGGUGAUGGCCUAACAGAGGCUGGGGCGGGGGUAGCAAUAUUUGUAGUCUUAUAAAGGGCUUUACUUGAAUGUAUGUUUUUCCAAUGUUGGUUUAGUAGAUGGGAUGUUCGAGCAUUGCGGUUAACAUUGUUUGGCGGGCUGUAGAUAGUUGGCUCAAAAUCUUCAAAGAUGUCGGACAGACGUUAUCGGAAUAAAAAAAUUUCAGUCCUGGGGAAGUCAAUAGAUCGAGGUGUAUAUAAGAAGGCGAAAAUAAAAAUUCACCACCACUGAUUCAUUCAAUAAAAGCUAUCUCAAGGUUUCACUUCUUCUUCUUCUUUUUCCGUAGCAAAAAUGUCAACUCGAUCAUCAGUUCCUAUUCUAAGAGUGGCUCUGCUCCUCCUUGUGGCAUCAGUGGCCUGCCAGGGGGAACAGGAGGACAGCGGGGUAAGAUUUGUGUUCCCGUUCUACCCCAGGGAGCUGGACAUCCUCAUCGGACACUUGCAAUCAAAGGUGAGAGACAGCGAGGAGAGUGAGGAAAAUGAACGAGAACCGGAAGUGACGUCGUCGAAAUUGGAUGCGUUUAUUGGAUUUAUGAGGACAGAGGUGAACAAUGAGACCAGGGGACGGGGAGAGGCGAGGGGGGGGGGCGGGAUUGGGCAAGAAGCAGUGGCGGAUAAAAGGAAAAUCAUGACUAAAUGGUGGCAACAAGCUCCAAGUAAUUGUAAUGUCUAUAAACAUUAGCGUUUUGAAAUAGCGGGAGAGGGGGAAAUAAUUUCAACAACACUUAGAAGUGGUGUCACGGAAAAGUGUUGUGACAGGAUAGUGGCAUGACAGGAUAGUGAGGUGACAUGAUCGUGGCGUGGCAGGAUAGUGGUGUCAAGGGACAGUUGCGUGACAGGAUAGUAGAGCGACAGUACAGUGAGGUGUCAGGAUAGUUGCGAGACAAGAUAGUGGCUUCAAAGGAUAGUGGCGUGACAGGAUAGUAGAGUGACAGGAUAUUGUUGUGACAGGAUAGUGGCUUGGCAAGAUAGUUGCUUGACAGGAUAGUGCGUGACAGGAUAGUAGAGCGACAUGAUAGUUAUGUGACAGGAUAGUUGCGGGAAAGGAUAGUGUCGUGACAGGAUAGUGUCGUGACAGGAUAGUGUCGUGACAGGAUAGUGUCGUGAUAGGAUAGUGUCGUGACAGGAUAGUGUCGUGACAGGAAAGUGUCAUGACAGGAUAGUGGCGUGACAGGAUAGUAGCGUUAAAGGAUAGUAUCCGAAGACUCAGCAAAACCCGUCUGAAAGUUAUUGCGUUGAUUUUAAAUUUACUAAGCCCUCUGUUCUACAUUUGGUAGGAGAUGAUCCCUCUGUUCUACCAUUGGUAGCAGAUGAUCCCUCUGUUCUACAUUUGGUAGGAGAUGAUCCCUCUGUUCUACAUUUGGUAGGAGAUGAUCCCUCUGUUCUACCAUUGGUAGCAGAUGAUCCCUCUGUUCUACAUUUGGUAGGAGAUGAUCCCUCUCUUCUAACCUUGGUAAGAGAUGAUCCCUCUGUUCUACCUUUGGUAGGAGAUGAUCCCUCUGUUCUACCCUUGGUAGGAGAUGAUCCCUCUGUUCUACCUUUGGUAGGAGAUGAUCUCUCUGUUCUACCUUUGGUAGGAGAUGAUCCCUCUGUUCUACCCUUGGUAGGAUAUGAUCCUUCUGUUCUAACCUUGGUAGGAUAAGAUCCCUCUGUUCUACCUUUGGUAAGAGAUGAUCCCUCUGUUCUACCCUUGGUAGGAGAUGAUCCCUCUGUUCUAACUUUGGUAGGAGAUGAUCCCUCUGUUCUACCUUUGGUAGGAGAUGAUGAGAAGGUUUUAAAAAACUGAUCCUCUGGAUGUAGUACCGUGUUUUUCGCCAAGUUGCCGAUGCGGUUAAAAAUUAUUUCAACUUCGUCCAGGGUACUGAUUUAAUUUACAUCAGUUUUAUGCCGACUAAAAUUGGUCGUAUUUUUAAUAUGAUCAAGUAUGAUAUUUUUUUCGGUUUACCUUUAAAAUACUAUGCAAAUUUAGCUACCUCUACGUCCUCAGUGGACAAAAUCAAGUCUCACGACCUCGAUUAAAAAAUAUAACUUCAAGUAAAUGUCAAUAUUAUUAUUUUUUUUCGUUUGUGGUAAUAGCGGCAUGUCUAAAAAAAAAUCAAUAUUGAUUCUUUUUUUUUUUUCUUUCUAAUUUGCAUGUUAAAUAUUUAACUUUAACCGUUUUAAUUGAUGCUAGGACUUAAUCGGGUAUAGAUUUUUUUUUAACAUCGGGUCCAGGUACUUUAGGAAAACUCCGCGGUCGAUCAAAGUGUUUAACAAAAAAGUUAGCUUCUCCUUUUUAUAACAUGCAAUGAAAUCUACAUCCCUAUGUCGUAGUGAUAGUGCAUUGCCUUCGUCAACCGUAUGUGUCAAGAAAUAACCCACUGAUAGGAACAGGGCAGUAGCCGGAUCCCGGAAUAGAGAUGACGUUGUACAAAAACACGUCGACAGAGAACUUACUGUCCUUCAUAUUAUAACAAAUAGUUUUGAUUCAUUGAUAGAUUGGAUAUUUACAUUGCGCUGGUAUCCAUGCUACUUUAGCAUGCUCACUGUGCUCUGCUUUUAUAAAACCAAUUUAAACAAAAUAGUUAUUAAAUGUUUCUUAAAUGAUUUGUUAUCAUUUUCAAUUCCCCUCAAAGAUUGAGGCAAACUGUUCCGUAAUUUUGGCUCCAUCGCUUUAAAAGAGCGCCUUCCAUAAAAAAAACAACAACUCUGCGUUCAUCCACACUGGGAAUUUUCAGUAAGGACUGUGUUGAAGGCCACAGGUUCUUUAAGGAUAAAUGUUUAUACAUCAGUUCUUUAAGAUAUUCCAGUGCAGAGCCUUCUAUGCAGCUGUACGCCAGGGACAGAAUUUUUUAGUUAAUGCGCUCAAUCACAGGAAACCAAUGGAGAAAUUUAAGAACUGGGGUGAUGUGAUCAGAUUUCUUUAUCAGCGAUACAAUGCGACACUUGAACGCAAGUUACAUAACAACAGUCGGUGUUUAACACAAAUAGCAACUACCUGAGUCCUGACGUAACGCCUGACCCUCGCAGUGUGACAGAAUCCUGACGUAACGCCUGACCCUCGCAGUGUGACAGAAUCCUGACGUAACGCCUGACCCUCGCAGUGUGACAGAAUCCUGACGUAACGCCUGACCCUCGCAGCGUGACAGAAUCCUGACGUAACGCCUGACCCUCGCAGUGUGAUAGAGGAAAACAAACAAUAACAACACCGGAUAAUAGUCGACCCUCCCCCCCCCAACUAAAGAAAUUUCUUUACCAGAGUUCACACGUCACGCAGAACAGCCUUUUUCCCACUCGGUACUUACAAUGUGAAACAUGUGGAGUUGGGGGGGGGGGAGACGGUUUCGAAAAGGAAGCAAGACACAUCGGAAGCAAAUUAUGCGUAAGAGAUUAAUUCUCUCCUUCCAGCUUCUCUAGGACGGUUAAGAAACAUGUUCACCACGAUCUGUGGUCUUUAUCUUUUUGUUGAAGUUGACAUUCCUUACUCCCCAAUGGANUGGGGGUCGAGCUCUGUUGUGGGUCCUCUCCGCACAAAUUUGUGUCUGCUCUAGGUCAUCUCCAUCUCCACGCUGAACUGGGUGAAAAUAAAAAAAAAGGGGAAGAAGUGUGUUUGAGUGUUUGAUGCAAAGUGUUUACAGAAAUGUGUUAACUAUUGUCACCCAACCAUCUUCUCGACUAGGCAGUAGAAAUGCUUGUACCAGGCACGUACAUUAUAUAAUUGUCGGUGGCAACAAAGAUGUAGAAGAGUGGGACCACAUAUCUGUUAGAAUUUUGGGCAACAUAUCAGUAAGAAGAUUGGGGCAACAUAUCUGUAAGAAGACUUAGCCCGCGCAUCUGUAAGAAGAUUGAGCAAAAUAUCUGUAAGAAGAUUGGGGCAAGAUAUCGUUAAGAAGAUUGGGCAACAUAUAUGUAAGAAGAUUGGGGCAACAUAGUUGGAAGACGAGUGUGACAGCCUAUCUGGCAGAAGAGUUGGGCCAAUAAAGACGCAGAAGAGUGCGGCGAUAAAGAGGUUAUAGAAGAGUGAGGCAUUAAAGACAUAAAAGAGUGGGGCAAUAAAGAGGUAGAAGAAUUGGGCAAAUAAGAGCUAGAAUAUUGGGGCAAUAAAGAGGUAGAAGAAUCGGGCAAAUAAGAGCUAGAAUAUUGGGGCAAUACAGAGGUAGAAGAAUUGGGCAAAUAAGAGCUAGAAUAUUGGGGCAAUAAAGAGGUAGAAGAAUUGGGCAAAUAAGAGCUAGAAUAUUGGGGCAAUAAAGAGGUAGAAGAAUUGGGCAAAUAAGAGCUAGAAUAUUGGGGCAAUAAAGAGGUAGAAGAAUUGGGCAAAUAAGAGCUAGAAUAUUGGGGCAAUAAAGAGGUAGAAGAAUUGGGCAAAUAAGAGCUAGAUUAUUGGGGCAAUAAAGAGGUAGAAUGAUGGAGCAAUAAAGAGGUAGAAGAGUUGAGCAACAUAUCUACUAGAAGAGUUAGGACAACAGAGCUGGUAGAAGAAUGAAUAUACUAAUUCUUUAAAAAAUUGAAUGUACCAAUUGUAUUUUUACACGCGUUUACUUAGCAUGCAAUUUCGUAUGUAUGUUUGUUUGUCUGUCUGGGUCAAAUCUUGAAACUCAUUUUGCAAACUGUUCCCUUCGUCCGAUGGACUUGAAAUUUUACUUGUUUAUUCAAUCCCGGUGACAUUAGAGCCCGUCACCGACCCUUGAGUGACCUCUGCUGUUUAAAGCUUGCAUUUCAUUUUAACACACUUUCUGAUCUUCAGUUGAGCUGAAUCUUUGUGCACCUACCCAACACCCGAUGACAACAACAAAAAAACAAAAAACAAAAAAAAACAACCUGCUUGAUCAGUAGGUCACCUUCAUUUACUUUAAAGUGGUCUCUUUAUUGCAUCUCAAUUUUGACCCACUUCCUGAUCUUCAAUUGACCUGGAACGUCGUACAUAUACCCACCAUUGAUGACCAUAAGGCAAGAAGUAAUGAUUGAUAAAUCCCAAUAAACACUGAAAUUAAAUAACUUUUAAAAUACGGUUUUUAUUAAAAUGCACUACAAAUUAAAACAAAUUUUUUGUGACACACCAAUAUUUUAUUGACAAUCAAUAGACUCUCCCAAAACUAAAUUAUCAUGGGCGUCAAACAUGGAAAAAAAUGGAGAAAAAUAAGCAACACCUAAAAACAUAAGAUACAAGGGAGGUGGAACAAACAGAGAGACCGCUUGAACGCAGUUUUGUAUUUUUCUUCAAUGUUGUGGAGCGCAACUUCUGAGAGCGCGGCGAGUCCAAAUUUUAGCGUCUCAAACAUAGAGAUCAUUUUGGGAACGCUGUUCUGAGUUAAAUUUAAAAGGAUAUCCGUGAUUAAUCUGUCUGCAAACUGAGUUGUUUUUUUGGGGUAGUAUUUCCUUACAUGUUUGACGCCCCUGAUUUUAUUUUUGAAAACAUGAUUCAUUGUUUGAGAAUUCUGGUGAGUCUAAAAAAAAACGUACGUUUUACUUUUCAGUGCAUUUUAAUAAAAUCUUCUUUCUUUUGUUUUUUUAAUGUGUCAUGAAAUAAUUUUAUUUAAAAUUAAUUUAUUACACAUUUAAUUUUGAGCGCUGAGCAGUGAGAAAUUAUUUACCAUCUCCAGAGGUCCAGCUCCGCGCCAAAUCCCUUCAUUUAAGGAUAUUUUAAAAGCAGAUUAGGUAAAGACUGGCCUAACAAUGAAAUAAUAAACAGUAAAUAAAGAGAUGUCAGCCCUGGGCAAAAACGAGAGACUAACGUAAGUGACAAUCUGAUGAAGGCUCAACACACCACCUGGAUGUUUAGGGCUAAAAUAUCGAGAUCAUUUGAUUAAUUUGAUUAUUUCUUUCCAGAAUUCCAUGACCAAUAGCAAUAUUUUAACGAUAUAAUGUUUUUAGAAAUGGAUACCUGCUUAGACGAUCUCACAAAAAUUAACCAAGUUGGCACAUAACACAAGACAGAUGAUAGAAAUAGUAGAUACCGGGAGGCAGUGCCAAGAGUGUGGGAAGAACCAAAACAUUUUAUUUGAAGCUUUGGCUAGUUUAAAAAAAAAAAUUAAAAAAAAAGAAAUCAGUGUUCUUUGAAUUUUAAUUAGCAGCAGGAGAUGUUUUCACGUUAACAUUUCUUCCACAUCAUUUCUGUUCCGGUGAAGUUUUUUUGUUCUCUUAAUUCUGUUCAGUUCAUUGAAAGGGAAAACUGUAUCGUAAUAAAGCGCUCUGUAUUUACCAAAAUGUUUAGCUAAAUAUUACACUUAAUACUCUCCCGACCUUGUAUAUGGCCCAAUAGUUGUUUUGUUGUUUUCUAAUGCCUCAGCUGUAGACACAGACAUUGAAAGAAAUAUUGACUUCCAAAAAAAAAAAAACCACCAUUGACCUAGGGAACUAUGGUCCAGGUGAUAACUCGUGAGAUUACACUGGCCGCGAAUUCGUCAUCGGCACUGAAACAAACACACGGGCGCACAUGCUGACAGAGAUAGCGGUUAUUUGCGAUGGGGUGACUUACUGAACCAGCGUGAUCAUUCUCGAAUCCACUCAGAGGUUUUGGCAGAGCACACAAACAUAAUAGUUGAGUAUGUGCAGUCACGUGACGAUCCGGAACAGCUCAAUUUUCAAGCCUAGUUCAGUCAUAACCUUUUAUAAGUUCAAAUAGGCAAAGAGUGAAAAAAAAAAAAUACUAACGGUAAAUAUCAAGACAUUACGCUUAGCCGUCUUAUUAUUUAGCCACCCCUGGGUUUUGGAUUAUUGAGUACUAAAUCUUUUUUUUUAAUUUUUAUUUAGGUAACUGGCGUUAUAGUUUUCCAAGGAGGCCACAGAGCACGCCUUAAGAACCAGUGGAGGGGAGACGUUUCUUUCUGUGUUUUCUGUGUUUUUUCUGUGUGUGUGUUUUUUUGUUUUUUUUUUGUAUUUUUUCUGUGUUUUCUUUCUGUGCUUUUGUUCUCUGUGGAAACCUAAAGAAUGACAGAGCUCAUUUUUUUUUUUUUUUUUUUUUUUUUUUUUUGUUUUUUUUUUUUUUUUUUUUUUUUUUUUUUUUUUUUUUUUUUUUUUUUUUUUUUUUUUUUUUUUUUUGUAAACAUAAAAAAUUUAAUAGUUCCCCCCCCCCCCCCCCAAAAAAAAAUCGAUUCAACUCAAACGUUAACAUUGAUUUUGUUUACUGUGUUGCCAGAUUUAAGUGGGGUGUGGGGGGGCGGGGGGCUGGGGGGUUGAGCUGAGACAUGGGGUCGUGGAGCUGAGACAUGGGGUCGUGGAGCUGAGACAUGGGGUCGUGGAGCUGAGACAUAGGGUCGUGGAGUUGAGACAUGGGGUCGUGGAGCUGAGACAUGGGGUCUUUGUUUAACAACCUACGCAAAGUCGUAUUUUAAUUGUUCGUUUACUCCAGUUCAGUUUUAUCGGAUUUAUUCGGAUUUCGUGUCGAACGUUAGAUGUCUGAGUCGUAAGACCAGAGGUGGGGCAGGGUGGGGGGACAGAUGUCCCCGGGCGCCAGCUAGUUAGGGGCGCCAAAAUGUGCUUUGAUAUUAUUUUAUUGAUGAAAAUAAUGGGUUUGGGAGUUGAAAAAAAAUAAAAAGGGGCGCUAAAAAUGGAUCUUGUCCCGGGGCGCGAAUCUUGUCCCCGGGCGCCAAACACCCUCGUUACGCCACUGCGUAAGACUAACAGUUCGAAGACAUGACAGGCCCGGUUAAUUGACACGAUAGAUUGAUGUCAUAGAGCCUGGGUUAACCAUGUUCAUCAAAGGAUUUUUUUUAUCAAUGUCCGAUUUUUCGCGUGCAGUUUGCCAAUACUACCGUUACAUAUCAAGGUUUGACCCAUGUCCGAUUCUUGUAAUGAAGUUUUCGGAGACGACAAAUAUCUAUCAACUUAAAAAAGAGUCGACUAUUAUUUUUUUUUCAGCUUUACAAGGUGAAGACAACGCUAGACACAUGCAAGGAAAUCAAUGAUGGGAACCAUAAAGCAGGUAGGCCACGCCCCGAAUAAAUGAGGGUCGUUGUUCUGUGAGAGAUCCCAAUAUACAGACACACCCAUAUAUGGUCUUAUUGUUCACGUGCUUGAGAGCAGAAUUCCUUGACAUUGUAAGAUCACAUCUUGAGAACAAACGUUUCCAUACAUUUUCGGUUGCAGCCAGAUUUAUGAAAAAAAAAAUAUUUAUUCAACUAGGAGCCAAGACCCCUUGCCGGACGUGAGAACCCCUUGCCAGAUGUGAGAAACCCUUGCCAGGUGCGAGAUGUAAAAAAAAAAUCCAAUAGAAAAAAAAUGAUAUAUGAACCUAAACACUUGUAAAGAUUAAAGGAACUGAACAUUUGACCCCAAGGAAAAGUUGGGGAGAGCUCGACAGUGUUUGGGAAAAUUAUAAUAGAUUUUUUCAAACAAUUACAUUUUUACACCAAGAGCUAUUGCAGUAAAAAUGUGUGUACUUUCCUUCGCAAAAGUCUGGUACUCACUGAGCGUGAACGUUCUAAAAUGUUCUAGACAUUUCAUUUAUUGGUAUUGAAUUAUAUUUUUUUUAAUAACACAUUUAAGCCUGUAUUACUUAGCUUUCGAUAUGGGACAUUCCGUGCACUAUCCAUGCACAUUUCGAAAAACCUAUCCAUUUAAGAAUAUUGAUAUCAUCACUCGCGUGAAGAAUUGAUAUCAUCACUCGCGUGAAGAAUUGAUAUCAUCACUCGCGUGAAGAAUUGAUAUCAUCACUCGCGUGAAGAAUUGAUAUCAUCACUCGCGUGAAGAAUUGAUAUCAUCACUCGCGUGAAGACAUGAAGUUGGCUUGAAAUUUGCUGGGAGGUGAAUUUUAUUUGAUAACUAAUUGAUGAAUGGGUGAAUCAAUAGUUCAAUGUCGUUGUAUUGAUUUUAAUGUAAGCUUCAAGAUUUUCCCGAUAAGUGCAGCAGAGAGCGGUCUGCUUUAUUUGAAUAGGGAAACCCUAUUGAAUUACAAGAUGAAAGGUUGUGUAUAAUAAGUUAUAUGCUGAAUGAGUCAAAUAAACUGUGUGUGUGAUAUUUGAAAUUUGACUUAGUGACAGACACGGUCGUUUUGAAAAGGAAGAAUAUAAAUAUACAAUGAAUAAUUCCGAUCUGUAGCAAGUGAAAUACUGCAAGUGCAGGGCAAAGUAUAGAUCUAUAAAUGUAUCCGUUUUAUUUAUUUUUUUUUUUUAUCCUUGUUGAAUGUAAACGAGGAGGUGAAAGCCAGAAGCCUUUCUGAAGUGAAUUGUUUUCAAAGAAUUAAGUUCUUCAGUAAACAAGAAAUCUUUAUCCUGAUGCAAUAGCCUUUUUUUUGGGGACAUGACCCUCUUUCGGCCUGAGGUCACGGUGGAUAUUUUUGCAACUCUCCCUUGUUUCCGUUUGAGGGUCUUUUUGUAGUCCGUCUUUUGUGGUAGCGAUUUCAGGCGUAGUUACCUGAGUUCUGGGUUGUGAAAUAAGUGAUGUGGUAUUAUAAAAAAAAUAUAUUGAUGGAUAUAUGCGAUAAAUAAAUGUGUUUCUUUCCCCCACUCUAGAAAACAAAUGUGAAAUUUUCUUAAGACGCCAUUAUUUUUUUUUUUAAAUAUAAAAUUAUUUUUUUUUUUAUAUAUUCAAUUUUUGUUUCAGUUUGGGUUCAAUUUUAAUUUAACCUUUUACUUGUAAUGUUUUCCCAUUUACGUGGUUUUCAAUUAAUUAUUGUUUACAAUCAUUCAUUUAAACUAUCCACGUUUUUUAAAAUGAAAUAUUCUUAAACAAUGAUUUAAAUACCUAAUCCAGGCAGCUACGUAGUCAACAUAUAUGAUAACGGGAAUGCUUCUGUUGCACCACGUGGUCGAGUCAGUAAGCUGGAAACCAUUGCAAAGCUGAGGGAAGAUAUCGAAUCCGCGGAGUCGGAGCUUGAAAAAUGCCGCUUUCAGUUCUGGACCGGCGACAACUCUUAAGGUGGGUCUCAAAAUGUAAGUGAUCAUAGCCCGGAUGUACGACUAGCUUCAAAUAUUACAGGUAAAACUGUCAAUGUACAAAUAGCUUCAAGUGCUACAGGUAAAACUGUCAAUGUACGAAUAGCUUCAAGUGUUACGGGUAAAACUGUCAACGUACGAAUAGCUUCAAGUAUUGCAGUUAAAACUGUCAAUGUACGAAUAGCUUCAAAUAGUGUUACAGGUAAAACUGUCAAUGUACUAAUAGCUUCAAGUGUUACAGGUAAAAGUGUCAAUGUACGAAUAGGUUCAAGAGUUACAGGUAAAACUGUCAAUGUACGAAUAGCUUCAAAUAGUGUUGCACUUAAAACUGUCAAUGUACGAAUAGCUUUAAGUGUUACGGGUAAAACUGUCAAUGUAUGAAUAACUUCAAGUGCUACAGGUAAAAAUGUCAAUGUACGAAUAGCUUCAAAUAGUCUUACAGGCAAAACUGUCAAUGUACGAAUAGCUUCAUAUUGUGUUACAGGUAAAACUGUCAAUGUACGAAUAGCUUCAAAUAGUCUUACAGGCAAAACUGUCAAUGUACGAAUAGCUUCAAAUAGUGUUACAGGUAAAACUGUCAAUGUACGAAUAGCUUCAAAUGGUGUUACAGGUAAAACUGUCAAUGUGCGAAUAGCUUCAAAUAGUCUUACAGGCAAAACUGUCAAUGUACGAAUAGCUUCAAAUAGUGUUACAGGUAAAACUGUUAAUGUAGGAAUAGCUUCAAAUGGUGUUACAGGUAAAACUGUCAAUGUGCGAAUAGCUUCAAAUGGUGUUACAGGUAAAACUGUCAAUGUACGAAUAGCUUCAUAUUGUGUUACAGGUAAAACUGUCAAUGUGCGAAUAGCUUCAAAUAGUGUUACAGGUAAAACUGUUAAUGUAGGAAAAGCUUCAAGUGCUACAUUUAAAACUGUCAAUGUACGAAUAGCUUCAAGUGUUACAGGUAAAACUGUCAAUGUACGAAUAGCUUCAAGUGUUACAGGUAAAACUGUCAAUGUACGAAUAGCUUCAAGUGUUACAGGUAAAACUGUUAAUGUAGGAAUAGCUUCAAAUAGUGUUACAGGUAAAACUGUUAAUGUACGAAUAGCUUCAAGUGUUACAGGUAAAACUGUUAAUGUACGAAUAGCUUCAAGUGUUACAGGUAAAACUGUCAAUGUGCGAAUAGCUUCAAAUAGUGUUACAGGUAAAACUGUUAAUGUAGGAAUAGCUUCAAGUGCUACAUUUAAAACUGUCAAUGUACGAAUAGCUUCAAGUGUUACAGGUAAAACUGUUAAUGUACGAAUAGCUUCAAGUGUUACAGGUAAAACUGUUAAUGUACGAAUAGCUUCAAGUGUUACAGGUAAAACUGUCAAUGUACGAAUAGCUUCAAGUGUUACAGGUAAAACUGUCGAGGUUAGUUUUCAUGUAUCAAGGUUAUAAGUGGUUAGGUUUCAAACAGCGACGUCUGAACAGGUGUGACGAUCAGUUUCCCUCGGCCAGACGGUGAACCAGGUAGAGCUGGUCAAGUUUCGACACGCCACAAGGUGAACAGGUACGAUGAUAACGGCUCCAAUAGCAGCAGGGAGCUCCAGAUCUUGUCGAGCGAUUUUAGCUCAAAAUCUCACUGUUCAUGGCGUGGAGGGUAAAAAGGGGGGGGGGGGUUAGUGUUAAGCAUCUUUCUCGCGGUGAUUUUAUCAUUUAAACCACAGUAGAAAUGACGCCACAAGGUGAACAGGUACGAUGAUAACGGCUCCAAUAGCAGCAGGGAGCUCCAGAUCUUGUCGAGCGAUUUUAGCUCAAAAUCUCACUGUUCAUGGCGUGGAGGGUAAAAAGGGGGGGGGGGUUAGUGUUAAGCAUCUUUCUCGCGGUGAUUUUAUCAUUUAAACCACAGUAGAAAUGCGUAAGUUAAUGUUGACGUAGAAUGACAACUGAGUCAUUAUAAUCUCAGAGAUUCUGAAACGGGGAAUCCGCCGUCUCCUGGGACGGGGGACGACUAAUAAAAAAUUGUUUUUUGAAGCUAUUGCUAGUUUGUUCUGCAUCUUUGAAGAUAAAAAAAAAAAAAAAUUAGGGUUGUUUGCAUUUUGAUAAGCAGCAGUAGAUGUUGUCGAGGGAUAUUUUGUGCGUGUAUAAUUUUUGGACUGCUGAAUUUAUUUUCUUAAUUCUACCCAGUGAUUAAAUGAAGAAAAGUAACCAAGCAAAACAAUUAUCUUCAUAUUUAUUUAUUUAAUUACAUACAAUUUAUCCGGUUGUGGGCUGAGGGCUUGGAGAUGGGCUAGUGCUAGAAAAAUAUUGAAAUCCAGAAGGAUGCAGCAAAAAAAAAAAAGUAAAGUUACAGGAAACAUGUUCGAAAGCAAAGACUAUUUGUUUAUCCCCAUAGACAAAGAGUGUCCAAAAAAAUGGCAGUUUACAAUCCUUACAAUUUUUUAACAUCAGUUUUGUUUUAAUUUUUUUCAAAAUACAAUGAAGACUCCUGUAAAAGCGAGAUAACGCUGAAUCAAUAAGUUGUGUCUCUCAAAAUGUCACUAUAGCGUCACUGCUAAUGGCGAGGGGCAGGUAGAGCACGACUCAAACUUAGUUAUACCGAAGCCGGUUUUUUUUUCCCCAUUAAGAUAGGAUUAUUUUAUUGAUCCAAAUAAAUUGAAAUGUUUUUGUUUUUUUUUAUUCUUACAUAUUCAUUUCGGCACAUAAAUAAAUAAAUAUUUUAUCCAUGACAAAAUUUUACAUUCACAAGACAUCUAAAGUAUUUCUCUAGCGUAGACUUCAUCCACAAAAGAACUCCCUCAGUAACAAUAAUGACUUAAAUAGUGAUCAUUUCGGUUUGCUGACCGCCGGAGGACAUGAACGAGAAAAAAAGGGAGUUUUAAAGAAAUAAAUGUACAUUAAAUUCUUUUUAUGGAACCUCAUAAUAUAAGAAAUGGGGUCUUACAUAAAAUUCAUCCAAAACAUGUACCACCAUCUUCCCCUCUCCUCUUCCCUAUACGCUUCUAGUUGUGAGGCACACAAUAGUAAGAACUGAAAUUGAAUAUCAACAUAAGAACCUAUACGACCUAUACAAAAUCCAUUUUUUUUCCACUUAUUUUUUUUCGUAUUAUGAAAUGCUUUGUAGUUUAGUUAAACGAUUGCUAAGUUGUGCUUUUUUAAACAUUAGUAUGUAUCUUGCGUACCACUAAUUGUGUGUCUGUUUGGGGGGGGGGGGUGUGGGGGGUAAAAUCACAACACUAUUCUGCAUGCGUAAAUCUUCUAAACUUUCCUUUUGUUUAUUUGUUGUUGCGUUUUUUUUUCUUGCGCUUUACGAUUGAUUUUGCCAAAUUUGUCUCUCAUUCCAUGUUUAUUUCAUUUUUUCUUAUUAUAGAUUCCAAAGGUACAACUGUGCUCUCAAACAAGGAGAUCUAUCAUGUUGUCUUAAAUGGUGAAACAGAUCUAUCAGAUCUCAUCAAAAGUAAAGACUUUCCUAUCUCGAGACGAUUGGUUUUCUUCUAAAUUUUAUACCAGAUGUUAUUAUAUUUCAUUCAAAUAAAGUUGUUUGAAGUCUGUCUUUGGGGACACAAGACUAUGUAUAUAAAAUAAUAAAGACGCAUAAAAAGGAGUU